Molecule: messenger RNA, 744 nt
Organism: Laccaria bicolor S238N-H82
Lineage: Eukaryota; Fungi; Basidiomycota; Agaricomycetes; Agaricales; Hydnangiaceae
Product: vacuolar sorting protein DID4
Exons: 5
Coding region: 1-744 (247 amino acids)
Biological process (GO): endosome transport via multivesicular body sorting pathway; late endosome to vacuole transport; protein transport
Cellular component (GO): multivesicular body; ESCRT III complex
Source: RefSeq, a predicted model, not a curated record
AUGAAUAUCAUCGAAACUCUAUUCGGUCGCACCGUUACGCCUGCUGAGCGUUUGCGUCAGCACCAGCGAUCUCUCACAAAGGCACAACGGGAACUUGACCGCGAGCGUGCCAAACUCGAGCAGAGCGAGAAGAAGCUCAUCAUGGACAUUAAAAAGAGUGCUAAAGCUGGCCAACUCAACGCCUGCAAGGUCAUGGCAAAAGAUCUAGUCAGAACACGGAGAUAUGUCCAAAAGUUCUAUCAAAUGCGCACUCAGCUGCAGGCAGUCGGGCUGCGCAUACAGACGCUGAGGAGCAAUCAACAGAUGGCAGACGCUAUGCGUGGCGCAACACGCGCCAUGGCUUCGAUGAACCGAGGCCUCAAUCUCCCUGCCAUUCAACGGAUUAUGAAUGAGUUUGAAAAGGAAAGUUCAAUGAUGGACAUGAAAGAAGAAAUGAUGUCAGAUGCUGUUGACGACGUUAUGGACGAGGAGGAUGAGGAGGAGGAGGAAGGCGACAAAAUCUUGAAAGAGGUUUUAGACGAAAUCGGCGUCAACUUAUCACAGCAACUCACAGACGCUCCGACCGGAAUCGCCACAACAUCCUCCCCACUAGCAAACCGCCAGCCCAUUGCGCUUGGUGACUCAAACCCAUCAGCUCAUCCUCAUAGUGCAGACACAACAAGCAGCGGAGAUACCCUGGGCGCAGGCGGCAUGUCGGACGAAGAUGCUCUUCAGGCAAGACUCGAUGCAUUGCGACGAAGUUGA